GGGGGUGGAUGGGAGUCGGCACCGGUGCAGUGAGGGCUGUUGCUUACGGUGUAUCGGCGUGUUCGUUGCCCAUCUGCGGGAGGCAGAGCAGCAGCGCUGGGGUUAAGCGGUGACUAGCGAUGCUCCGGCCCUCCCCCAGAAGGCAUUAGUCGGUGUGGAUCGAUGGCAGCCCGGGAGGGGGAUCCAGCUGUGCCCCGGGUGCGUGACACAGAGGAGGCGGCGUGCCGUGGACAUGUCCCUCCGCUCCGUGUGUUGUGUCGGCCGUCCGCAGCCUCCCUGCCUCUGCGGGCUGCUUUGUGCAUCCUAGUCCGGGAGCCAGCAGGAUUGUGACGGCUGCCGCAUCCAGCCGGAGAGAUGUAUGAAGAUGCAUAAAGUGACCAUCCUCAGCUAAUAUUUAGUAACCGCACUGAGCAACGUUAUGCCUGACUCAAUGAAGGAAAUAAUAAAACAACAUCUAAGAGACUUCUAACCAUUACAUUUGGAACAAUGGGCUGUAACAACACUGCUCUAGACAUCUGCACCUUUCCCGAUUUCAAUGUGACAUCUGUUCCCUCAAACAAAUUUGGACCAUUCCCAACCCCACUCAGGAUAUUGUUGGCAAUAAUCAUGAUGGUGAUGAUAGCUAUUGCCUUUUUAGGCAAUACCAUUGUUUGCCUUAUUGUUUAUCAAAAGCCAGCUAUGCGUUCAGCCAUCAAUCUCCUCCUAGCGACCCUGGCCUUCUCUGACAUCAUGUUGUCUCUUUUUUGCAUGCCAUUCACUGCAAUUACGAUAAUCACUGGGAGCUGGUACUUUGGUACUCAGUUUUGUCAGAUAUCAGCCAUGCUAUACUGGUUUUUCGUGUUAGAAGGUGUUGCCAUUCUACUAAUAAUCAGCGUGGAUAGGUUCCUGAUCAUUGUACAGAGACAGGAUAAGCUGAACCCACACAGAGCCAAGAUAAUGAUUGCCACCUCAUGGGUACUAUCUUUCUGCAUCUCCUUUCCAUCGGUGGUUGGUUGGACUUUGGUGGAGGUACCAACACGAGCUCCGCAAUGUGUCUUGGGAUAUACAGAGUUUUCCACUGACCGAGCUUAUGCAGUCAUGUUGGUUGUAGCUGUGUUCUUCAUCCCUUUCAGCGUAAUGCUUUAUUCCUACUUGUGCAUCUUGAAUACAGUGAGAAGAAAUGCGUUGAGGAUCCAUAAUCAUGCAGAGAGCCUUUGUCUGAGCCAAGUAAGCAAACUCGGUUUGAUGGGACUUCAGCGGCCACAUCAAAUGAAUGUAGACAUGAGUUUCAAAACAAGGGCCUUCACUACGAUUUUAAUUCUCUUCAUUGGAUUUUCUCUAUGUUGGCUUCCUCAUUCAGUGUUCAGUCUACUCUCAGUGUUCAGCAGGACAUUUUACUACAGCUCAUCAUUUUACAUCAUCAGCACUUGCAUCUUGUGGCUUUCUUACCUCAAGUCUGUUUUCAACCCUGUCAUAUACUGCUGGAGAAUCAGGAAAUUCCGCGAGGCCUGUAUGGAGUUCAUGCCCAAAACCUUUAGAAUUCUACCAAAAGUUCCGGGAAGGACGAAGAGAAGGAUACGACCCAGUACCAUUUAUGUUUGUAGUGAUCACCAAUCAGCUGUUUAAGGACGAAAAAACAAACUUAAAUAUGUCAGAGUAAUGCAAUUACCCUUAAGUAACCCACAUCUGAGCUUUUUGUCCACUGCUUUCACAAAGGGACAUUUGAUAGCGACAUGCAUCACCAUCUGUGUGGGCACAACUUGAAAGAAAAAUGACAUGAUGCCAUAGUCCUGUAUAUACCUAUAUGUGCUUAAGUCACCCUUCGUUAAAACA
Molecule: messenger RNA, 1812 nt
Organism: Spea bombifrons (plains spadefoot toad)
Lineage: Eukaryota; Metazoa; Chordata; Amphibia; Anura; Pelobatidae
Gene: GPR45
Product: G protein-coupled receptor 45
Exons: 2
Coding region: 487-1605 (372 amino acids)
Biological process (GO): G protein-coupled receptor signaling pathway
Cellular component (GO): membrane
Molecular function (GO): G protein-coupled receptor activity
Source: RefSeq, a predicted model, not a curated record